Anoplophora glabripennis (Asian longhorned beetle) is the source of this 390-nucleotide messenger RNA. RefSeq lists its product as uncharacterized. The coding region runs from base 10 to 390 and encodes 126 amino acids. The record is from RefSeq and is a predicted model, not a curated record. The transcript is spliced from 4 exons. NCBI's taxonomy places the organism in Eukaryota, Metazoa, Arthropoda, Insecta, Coleoptera, Cerambycidae.
UUCUCUAAAAUGAGUAGUUCAAAUUCUAGUAUUGAAAAGAAUCCUUCAAAAUUGUAUAAGCACGACUGCCUCGAUUGUGAAAAUUAUAAAAGAAAAGUGAAAGAGGCCGAGCAAACAGUUUCCGGUAGAGAUGUUCUUAUUGAAAUGCUGCAGGGAGAAAUUAAAAAAUUAGAAGAACGGUACAAAACGUCUAUUGAUGACUACGAAUUAUUAAGGUUCAAGUAUUGCACAGUCGUUCAGGAACUAAGCAACUUAAAAGAAAUACAGAAAAAGAUAGAGAAAUCAAAUCUGAGAUUGUGUAAAGAACGGGAUGUUGCCAGAAAGGAACUGGAAACUUUGCAGAAUGAAGUGUUGGAGACUUGUAAAAAUCAGUUAAAUGUAAAGAAGUAA